GCCCUCGAGAACUUCAAAGAUCAAGCCAAGGACGCGUUUUGGGCUCUAUCGUCUUGUCUUUGCCAGCAAACACCAAAGGUCAAGAUUAACGGACGAACAUUUCAGAUAACGAAAGUCCUUGGAGAAGGAGGGUUCUCGUUUGUAUAUCUUGCGCAGGAUGAACAUAGUGGGAGGCAGUUUGCGUUGAAGAAGAUACGGUGUCCGACGGGGCAGGAGGGGGUUAAGGAAGUUAUGAGGGAGGUAGAGGCGUAUCGGAGGUUUAAACACCCGAAUAUUAUUCGAAUAUUGGACUCUGCAGUUGUACAAGACCCAGAAGGCGAAGGCCAGAUCGUCUAUCUCUUCUUACCGCUAUACAAGAGAGGCAACUUGCAAGACAUGAUAAAUUCCAACGUCGUCAACGGGCAACACUUUCCUGAACAAGAGAUGGUGCGCCUCUUCAAAGGGACGUGUCUUGCCGUCCGCGCUAUGCAUGAGUAUCGGCCCACCACGCCACGGGUGGAGGACGAGGGUGAUGUUGACGUUGUGUUUGAUGGGGACGAGGAGCAGCAGCAGGAUGGACCGCCGCUGGCGGUGGUUCCGUAUGCUCAUAGGGAUUUGAAGCCGGGCAAUGUGAUGAUUGCGGAUGAUGGUGUUACGCCAAUCUUGAUGGACUUUGGUAGUACGAUGAAGGCCCGCAUUUUUAUUGAAAAUCGGUCGCAGGCUCUCUACCAGCAGGAUAUUGCAGCUGAACAAAGUACCAUGUCCUACCGGGCACCCGAACUAUUCGACGUGAAAACGGGUCAAACUCUUGACGAGAAAGUUGAUAUAUGGUCAUUAGGCUGCACCCUCUACGCUCUCGCUUACUCGCAUUCUCCCUUUGAAAACACACAGACGACAGAACAGGGCGGUUCGAUAGCAAUGGCUGUUUUGAAUGCGCAAUAUAAACAUCCACAGUCGGCGUAUUCGCGGGGAUUGAGGGAUCUAAUUGAUAGUAUGCUCAAGGUC
This is a messenger RNA of Laccaria bicolor S238N-H82, 984 nucleotides long. RefSeq lists its product as uncharacterized. Gene Ontology annotation, cellular component: cytoplasm; Golgi apparatus. Gene Ontology annotation, molecular function: protein serine/threonine kinase activity; ATP binding. The annotation marks the transcript as partial. Gene Ontology annotation, biological process: regulation of vacuole fusion, non-autophagic; protein phosphorylation; vacuolar protein processing. The record is from RefSeq and is a predicted model, not a curated record. The transcript is spliced from 10 exons. Lineage: Eukaryota; Fungi; Basidiomycota; Agaricomycetes; Agaricales; Hydnangiaceae.